Messenger RNA from Debaryomyces hansenii CBS767, 1062 nucleotides. RefSeq lists its product as uncharacterized. The coding region runs from base 1 to 1062 and encodes 353 amino acids. Gene Ontology annotation, cellular component: cytoplasm; nucleus. The record is from RefSeq and is a predicted model, not a curated record. NCBI's taxonomy places the organism in Eukaryota, Fungi, Ascomycota, Pichiomycetes, Serinales, Debaryomycetaceae. Gene Ontology annotation, biological process: peptidyl-serine phosphorylation; intracellular signal transduction; protein autophosphorylation. Gene Ontology annotation, molecular function: ATP binding; calcium-dependent protein serine/threonine kinase activity; calmodulin binding. The transcript has a single exon.
AUGAGUUUCACAACUACUGACGAUACUCCUUGUAGGGAGAAUCCAGAUAUUGAGCCGUCAUUCCCUAUUAUAGGCAAAAAUUAUAUCAAAUUGUCAAGCAAACCAAUAUACGAAGGAGCAAGCGGAGUAUUAUACAAAUGUUCUAAUACAAUUGGUAAAGAUUACUUAGUAAUAAAGACGAUAAAAAAACCAGAUUACCAAUCAUGGGAUACAUAUAAACGAAUAGUCAUGAAAGAAUAUAAUAAUAUGAAGCUCUGCUCGAACAAUAAUAUAAUGAAAAUCAUUGACUUAUGUGAGAAUGCGGACACGAAUGAACUAUCUGUAAUAUUACCUUACUAUAAGAAAGGCGACUUAUUGGAUUAUAUGAGUUUAUUACGUCGAAAUAAUAUCCAUGUGUCAUCUAAUCUAAAAGAUGCAGUUUUCAAACAGAUUGUAAAAGGGAUCAAUUAUUUGCAUAGAAAAGGUAUCGCCCACCGGGAUUUGAAACCUGAGAACUUCAUGAUUGACAACGACGGGGUCAUUAAGAUAUCAGAUUUUGGUUAUAGCUUAAACGUCAACCGAGAUAGCGAUUACUGGGAAUUUCUACAAGAAAACCCCUAUAAAAUAUGGGUAGGCACAACUAGUUUCAAAGCUCCUGAGAUAUUCAAAUUAGAAUUAGAAAAUUCUAGUAUUGAAGAGGCGAGAGAUAUUCUUGAUUUCAUCAAGUCAGAUUGCUGGUCCUUGGGAAUUAUAUAUUUGCACAUUAUGUUGAUGACGAAACCUUGGAAUUGUGCUAAUCCUCAUGAUGAUAAGAAUUUUGCAAAAUUUUUUAAUCAAUAUCCUAAGAAUGAAAAAGAUUUUACUAGCUUAAUGAAGCAUCUAGAUGAUACCCAUUUUAAUGUUAAUAACAAUCCAUCACUAGCAGUCUUCCAAAAAUUACAUUAUGAAGCGAGGGUGGUUAUUUUUGGACUUUUGAAUCCAGACAUAAAAUCCAGAUUAAGUACUGUCGAGGUUUUGGCUUCAAACUGGUUGAAUCAGGUCUAUGCUAAUACCAAAGAAUUUGUAGGUUUAUGCAAAUCCUGA